Messenger RNA from Notolabrus celidotus (New Zealand spotty), 1497 nucleotides. It is a transcript of the gene dimt1l, whose product is annotated as DIM1 dimethyladenosine transferase 1-like (S. cerevisiae). Gene Ontology annotation, cellular component: mitochondrial matrix. The record is from RefSeq and is a predicted model, not a curated record. Gene Ontology annotation, biological process: rRNA methylation. The coding region runs from base 163 to 1083 and encodes 306 amino acids. Lineage: Eukaryota; Metazoa; Chordata; Actinopteri; Labriformes; Labridae. The transcript has 12 exons. Gene Ontology annotation, molecular function: rRNA (adenine-N6,N6-)-dimethyltransferase activity.
AGGGGGAGACACAUGAGAAGAGGACGUAUUUUACACUUCCCACAUCCUGUCAGCGAAGAAGAACAAGUGGUCUACACGUGUGUCUGCAGUUCUGUGGUUAUAUUUCAACAUUUGUGAUAAAUUAAGAUUUGUGGACAUUUGUUUAGAACUAAAACAAGUAAAAUGCCGAAGGUACGAGCGGAGAAGAAGAGCAGGCAGCACCAGGAGGUCAAAAACCAAGGGAUCAUGUUCAACACUGGUAUUGGCCAGCACAUCUUGAAGAAUCCAUUAGUUGUCAACGCGAUCAUUGACAAGGCUGCUCUGAGGCCGACAGAUGUGGCUCUGGAGGUUGGACCUGGUACUGGUAACAUGACAGUGAAACUGCUGGAAAAAGUCAAAAAGGUGGUGGCCUGUGAGCUGGACUGCAGAUUAGUGGCUGAACUUCAGAAAAGAGUGCAGUGCACACCCAUGCAGACUAAACUCCAAAUAUUAGUUGGAGAUGUUCUUAAAACAGAUCUGCCGUUCUUCGAUGUCUGUGUGGCUAACCUCCCAUAUCAGAUUUCUUCACCAUUUGUCUUCAAGCUUCUGCUGCAUCGACCUUUCUUCAGGUGUGCCGUGUUGAUGUUCCAGAGAGAGUUUGCCAUGCGCCUCGUCGCCAAGCCUGGAGACAAGCUGUUCUGCAGGCUGUCCAUCAACACACAACUACUAGCUCGUGUAGACCACCUCAUGAAGGUUGGAAAAAAUAACUUCCGUCCUCCACCAAAAGUGGAGUCCAGUGUUGUCAGGAUAGAACCAAAAAACCCUCCUCCUCCAGUGAACUUCCAGGAGUGGGACGGUCUGGUCAGAAUAGCUUUUGUAAGGAAAAACAAAACUCUGAAUGCAGCCUUCAAAUCCACUGCAGUAGAGCAGCUGCUGGAGAAGAACUACAGAAUCCACUGCUCUGUACACAAUGUGGAGGUGCCGGCAGACUUUAACAUCACCAAGAAGAUAGAGAGCGUUUUGCAGGAAGUUGAUUUCAGUGAGAAGAGAGCCAGGUCCAUGGACAUUGAUGACUUCAUGGUCCUGCUUCAUGCAUUCAACUCUGCAGGGAUCCACUUCUCUUAGAGGGGAAACUAAGGAGAUCCUACGACUCUAAUGUUCUGCCUUUAUGAUAACAGACAAGAAGCAUGUAGGGAAAAACUAGACUUUUCUGAGCCAUCGAGUCUUUCAGGUGUCAAAAUGGUGAUAUGGAAUGAAAAAAGACAGUUUGAGGAUACAUUUUGAGCUCACAUUGAGUUCCUGUCCUCAUGAGUACACACACAGUCACCCUCAGCAUACCUAACAAGCUGUAAAAGUAAAGAACAGUUGGUGUGUGAGAGUUUGUCAUUCAUUAAAGAUGGAAAUAACAGGUAAUGUGAUAUUUUAAUAUAAAUGUGGAUAUAAAUGCUCCUUGUGAAAAAGACAAAAUACACAACAACAGUUUUUGAUUAAUGAGUGUAAUCUCUUCAAAUAAAACUAGAUGUCCACAGGUUUUUCCAA